AUGCACGACCCCACCUCUCCCGACAAUGAGGGAACUGAGGAGCCAGCGGGGCGGAGGAGGAAGGGCCACAAGAUUGUUCAGUGGCCCGAGGAGUUCAUCAGGAAGUUCCGUGACAAGAAGCUCGACUUCCUGUGGAUGCACACCCGCCUCAAGGCCCGCAGGCUCAGUCCCGCUGAGAGCCACGACGAUGCCCAGCUCCUCUUCGCCAUCUGCAGCUCCGGCACUAAAGAAUUGCACCCACACAUCAAGAAGAUUUUGGCAAGGCUACGGCUGACCCAGAUGGUGACCGGCAUGUUCCUCAAGACCACCGAGGUGAAUUUGAAGAUGCUUGCUUCUGUUGUACCCUUUGUGACAUAUAGGUAA
Messenger RNA from Brachypodium distachyon (stiff brome), 363 nucleotides. RefSeq names its product 60S ribosomal protein L7-1. Bases 1 to 363 code for a protein of 120 amino acids. The transcript is spliced from 3 exons. The record is from RefSeq and is a predicted model, not a curated record. Gene Ontology annotation, biological process: maturation of LSU-rRNA from tricistronic rRNA transcript (SSU-rRNA, 5.8S rRNA, LSU-rRNA). Gene Ontology annotation, molecular function: RNA binding; structural constituent of ribosome. NCBI's taxonomy places the organism in Eukaryota, Viridiplantae, Streptophyta, Magnoliopsida, Poales, Poaceae. Gene Ontology annotation, cellular component: cytosolic large ribosomal subunit.